Molecule: messenger RNA, 9801 nt
Organism: Epinephelus moara (kelp grouper)
Lineage: Eukaryota; Metazoa; Chordata; Actinopteri; Perciformes; Serranidae
Exons: 1
Coding region: 62-7804 (2580 amino acids)
Biological process (GO): telomere maintenance; DNA repair
Molecular function (GO): ATP hydrolysis activity; DNA helicase activity
Source: RefSeq, a predicted model, not a curated record
CCGAUGGAAUCCGCCAUCCAGGAGGGAACUCGGAUGUCACAGAGGAUCGGCACAGAUAAGGAUGUUUCUGUUCCUUUUGUUACUGUUCCUGAUGUUAGUGCAGUUGUGUCAAAGUCAGACAGUCAUGUUGUGGCAGCAGAGGGUAGCAGAGGGUAGCAGAGGGUUCAGGCUGGGGAUGGUUGUGAGGGGAACGUUUCACCAGGGAGAUGAGCGGUUUGUGUAUCGAGGGUGGCAGUGUAUGGCUAUAGGUUUGGCCAGCUUAGCCAAACACACAUUGUUGAGUGUGUUCUCGUGGGAUAGGUUUGAUGUUGAUCGCGCGUUGGUUGUAGGUGAUGAGUUGUACAUUAGUUUGCUUGACCUGAACAUUUUUAGCCACGAAUCAAAUCUCCUGUCUGUUGGAGAUUUGCCAAAGCACUUUGAGAUAGGGGAGCAGUUGUUUAGCUUUAGCCACGGUGACACAGUGUUGGGUGAAGUAGGCGUGACUGAGGGUGAACACAUCGACAGCGGUGUGUUCAUCAGUCUGAGAAAUGGACUGGAGAGGGUCUUCAGUCAGUAUACUAAAUGUAUUAUGACGCUGUGUGGGAGUAGUUCUGUCAUCAUUUGUGAGGAUGGACGGUUUGCUGUGGUAGACAGUCACUCGCAUUGUGACAUUGGGUUAGUGCAUAGUGAUGGUAAAAGUGUGGUGUUGCAGUUUGAUUGUCUGGAUGAUCUCUAUGGAUACAUCUGUUGUUUGGCAGACAGUCUCAGUUCUAGGCAGAAGCUCUUUGAGCUGUGUGGCGUUAGUGUCAGUGAGGGUGCAAGCCCAGUGCUGUCUUGUGUUUCUGUGGAGAGCUGUAUUACUGAGAUGAGUACUGCUCCAGUGGCAGACUAUAGUGAUGUUUCUGAGGCGAGGGUAAAACACAUUACCUCAGGAAAUUGUGUGUCUGAGUGUGGUUUUAGUGUAACUGUAAGUCCAGCACUGUCUGGCAUUUCUGUUGUGACUUUAGCCAGUCAGGUGAGCAGUGGUUCAGCGGCAGAGUCAACAGUUAGUGAUGGUAGAAAGCGUAAAAUUUCUUCUCGCACUAGUGUGUUGAAGAAAUUAAAGACAUUUGAUGUUAGUGAGGUUAAUGCAGAUGUAGAAUUUGUUAGUGCUGCGGUAAAUGAGGAGCUGCUCUUCCAACCUCUUAGUGUAGAUGUCUGUAAAGCUUUGUGUAGCAAGUUGAAUAUAGACUUUGGGAAGGUCAGUGGUUCGGUGUCCACAGAGGUGGGGCUGUUAGGGGUCCCAUGUUUAAAUGAGAGGAUUGUGGCUGAUGGUAACUGCUUCUUCAGAGCCAUCUCUCAGGCUGUGAGUGGCUCACAGAAGCACCAUCGCAAGAUUAGGCUAGCUGUUUGUAAGGAGUUAGAAAGGAAUGCAGAUAAGUAUGCAAGUCUUCUGAGAAGUGAGUAUUCAUCUGUUUCAGAGUAUCUUCAGCAGUCCAGGAUGAGAAAUGUGAACAGUUGGGCUACAGAGGUAGAAAUCCAGGUCACAGCAGAUUGGUUAGGAGUUAGUGUGUGUACUUUUUAUGAUGGACGUUGGUUGAAGUACAAGUGUAACACUACGUGUUUGUCAGCAGAGUGUAUUUAUGUAGAGAAUGUCAUGGGACAGCAUUUUGAGAACACUGUUUGUGUGCAUAAGCCUGGACUGCAGACUUGUUAUAGUUAUUGUAAAGUUAGUGAAGUGUCAGGUUAUAGCAUUAGGUCUAGAGUGACGGAUGUUGUGGAUAGAGAGAAGUUAGCAGUUGGAUGUAAUGAAUGUGUAGGGUCUGAAGGUGUAGGUCAUAAGUCUGUAAAAUCCAAGUAUUUGAGGCAGAGGAAAGGGACACAGGAGAAAAUGAGUAGGUUGCUUAGGGAGAGACGUCAAGAAAAGUUUUUGAAGAUGUAUCAGGAAAAUGUAUUGUAUAGAGAAAGUGUUAAAGCGAGGAAGGUUAGUAAAUAUACAGAGAACAUCCAGCACAGGCAGAUGGUUAAAGCGAUCAGUAAAGCUAAGAGUAUAGCGAAGUAUAGAGAAAGCAUCGAGCACAGGGAGAAAGUUAAAGCGCUGAGUGUUAGUAAAUAUAGAGAAGACAUCCAGCACAGACAGAGGGUUAAAAUGAUGAGUGUUGGUAAAUAUAGAGAGAACAUCCAGCACAGGCAGAGGGUUAAAAUGAUGAGUGUUGGUAAAUACAGAGAGAACAUCCAGCACAGGCAGAGGGUUAAAGUGAUUAGUAAAGCUAAGAGUAUCGUGAAGUAUAGAGAAAGCAUCGAGCACAGGGAGAAAGUUAAAGCGCUGAGUGUUGGUAAAUACAGAGAAAGUGUUGAGCACAGAGAGAGGGUUAUGGAUAGUGUCAGGUUAAGUAGGAAGCAGAGGAUGGAGAAGUCAGUAGACUUUGGUUUUGUUACGGAGCAGUUUUUGGAAAAGGUCAGAGAUGGUCCAGAUUUUGUGUGUUGUGUGUGUCAUAGGUUGUUGUUUAGAAAUCAGGUGCAGAGCUGUGUAAGGGAAGUGUAUGGUACAAGUUUAGCUACAGCGGGUAUUGCCGACAAGUGCCUUAGUGAGAAGUAUUUGCAUAGAUGUAAUGAUCAGUGUGUUGUACCUUGUCAGUUGGUGUUGUGUAGUGGUCAGCUGUGGAUUUGUCAUACGUGUCAUCGUAAGAUUAGUGCAGGUGAGAUGCCAGCUGAAUGUUGGAGUAAUAACUUGGAUGUUGAUCCCGUUCCACCAGAACUGGGAUGUCUGAAUAGUUUAGAGCAGCAUUUGAUAGCCUUGCAUAUUCCUUUUAUGAAAAUGUUGGCAUUGCCUAAAGGGGGGCAAAAUGGAGUACAUGGUCCAGUGACCUGUGUUCCCGCCAACAUUACGCAAACUAGUAAUGUGUUGCCGCGUUCGAGUAUGGAAGGGUCUUUGGUGCAGGUGAAGUUAAAGCGCAAGUUGACAUAUAAGGGACAUUACGAGUACCAGUUUGUGGAUCCGUUGUAUGUAAGACAGGCGCUGGAGUAUUUAAAGAGGACCAAUGUUCAUUAUAGAGACAUAGAGUUUAAUGAGGAGUGGAUUAAUGAGUUUUGUAGGCAGGAAGAUGGGGACAGGGAAGAGGCUGGAUCAGCUAGUGAGGAUGAAGCUGGUAGAGGAAGUGAGGAAGCUGGUACAGGAAGUGAGGUUGUUGGUCAGGUUGUAGAAAAGGCUGAGGUUGAUGAUUUAGCAGAAUCAGCAGACAUAGUACAAGAUGAAAUGUUACAUGACAGACAGCAGCACUGCAUGUUUCAGGACACUUGUCUUAUGCCUGUUGAUAUUGGUCAGGAAGCAUUAGAUCAGUAUUUUGAUGAUAUUGUGAAUAUAGCGCCUGCAGAGGGAAAUAGUCCAGUUAGGAUGCUUUCUGACCGGAGUAAUGAAGCAAAGAGUUUCCCUGUAUUGUUUCCUCUGGGUCAGAAGACCUUCCAUGACAGUCGGCGUUAUCAGUUGAGUCUGUCGCGUUAUUUCAACAAUAGGAUUAUGCACUGCGAUGGUCGUUUUGCACGUAAUGUAGAGUACAUAUUUUUUGCUCAGUACAUGUCAGAGGUUGAUCAGGUGAUGUCGAGUGUUUCUGUAGCGUUGCGUAAAGGUAAGGGAGGUCAGAGGUCUCAAAGGAUUAGUCAGAGUAUGCUGAAGGAUGAGGAGUCUCUGAAGCAGUUGUUGCAGUUUGAUGAUGGAUUUCGGUUUUUAAAGCCUCUUCGUGGGACCCCUGCGUUUUGGAUAUCCGUGCAGAAGGACGUCUUGGCGUGUGUGCGUCAGUUAGGGAUUCCGACGUGGUUUUGCUCGUUUUCGUCUGCAGAUCUGCGCUGGCAGAAUCUCCUGACCAGCAUCCUGAAGCAGGAAGGCAGAACGCAGACAGUAGAGGAUUUGGAGUGGGCAGACAGGUGUCAGUUGUUGCGUGGUAACCCGGUUACAGCAGCAAGGAUGUUUGAUUACAGAUGGCAUUGUUUUCUGAACGAGGUUCUCAUGUCUCCUGCUCAACCAAUUGGCAAAAUCAUAGAUUAUUUUUAUAGAGUCGAGUUUCAGCAGCGCGGUUCUCCUCACGUUCACUGUCUGUUUUGGAUUGAGGGUGCUCCCCAAAUUGAUAAGAAUACAGACGAGGAGGUUGUAGAGUUUAUUGAUAAGUACGUAUCGUGCGAGUUACCCUCAGAUGAUGACGCAUUAUUGGACAUUGUGUCAUCAGUGCAAACACAUUCCAAACGACAUUCAAAGUCAUGCAGGAAAAAGAAGACUGUAUGUCGUUUCAAUUUCCCAAAACCUGUGUCUGAGCGUACAUUUAUUUGUAAAAUAGAAGAAAUAAAAUGCACAUGUGACAAGAAGGAGGCAGAGAAGACAGGGGAGGAUCCUCAGUCAGAAGACAAACCAGUCUGUAGGUGUUUUGACAGGAGUAACAAGAUGAGAGCAGAGAUUGCGAAGUCCAUAUUGGAAUCCGUUAAGAAAGCAGUGGAAAGUGAGUCGUUUGGUAGUGUAGAGGAGUUAUUUAUGAGUGUGGGCAUUAAUCAGGAGAUUUUUGAAAUGGCAUAUAGGAAAAUGCAAAAGAAGACCAAGGUAGUUUAUAAGAGAGGAGUAAAUGAAGUUUGGGUCAAUCAGUAUAGCAAGCAGUUGUUGAAGUGUUGGAACGCUAACAUUGAUGUGAGCUUUGUAACUGAUGCGUAUGCAGUUGUUGUGUAUAUAAUAUCGUAUAUUACAAAAGCAGAGAGAGAAAUUGGCCUGUUAUUGAGUAAUGCCCAAAAAGAAGCCAAAAACCAAGCAAAUGUCUCAGCUAAAGACGCGUUGAAGAAGUUGGGUAGUGUGUAUUUGCAUAAUAGGGACGUUAGUGCUCAGGAGGCAGUGUAUAGGUUAACGAACUUGCAUUUGAAGGAGUGCUCUAGGAAGGUUGUGUUUGUGCCGACAGGGAAUAAUAUAGUGAAGAUGAGUUUACCCCUCAGUGUUUUGAGGCAGAGAGCAUCUGCACACGAUCUUAGCACAGAAGAUAUGUGGAUGACGAGCUUCGUGGAUAGAUAUAGGAACAGGCCCGACGGUGAUGUGUUUGAAAAUAUGUGUAUGGCGACAUUUGCGUCGGAGUAUCGUGUUCUUUCCAAAAACGAAAAGUCUCCGGACAUGAUUCGAUUGAAAAAUGAUUUGGGCUUCAUUUUGAAGAGAACACGUACUCAGUUUGCGGUUGUUCGGUACAUGCGCGUUAGUUUGGAAAAACAUCCAGAGUUGCAUUUUCAGAGUUUGCUGCAGUUGUUCCUUCCAUAUAGAACUGACUCAGACCUCAAACCUGAAGGCUUUGAGCUGUUUGAACAGUUCCAUGAGGAUGGAAGUGUGACAUUUAGUGACGGGUCAGUACAUGCGGUUAAGGACGUGGUGAAGGAUAAUAGAGCAGUGUUUGAUGUAGAUAAUCCAGAUUUAGACCGUGCGCAGGAGAUUGCAGAGCAGCAUGGUGUAGAUGAGGAGGAUGCUUGGGGGGAGCUGUGUCCUGAACAGGAAGUUGAACGCCUUGAGUGUUUGGAGGAGAGAAGGCAGCAGCAGGGAUCUGAGAUAGCAGAGGAGCAGUUACAAGAACGUCUGGAGAAUGUGCCAGAUUUGGUUGUUGGUAGUAGACAGGUAGCGCAGUUGGAGAGGAAGAGGAAUGUGAUGUGUAGAAGUGAGGGCUUAGCUUUAGUUAGGUCUCUGAAUGAGACACAGAUGGCUGUGUUUUAUAAGGUCAGACAGUGGUGUUUGCAGAAGGUGAUGGGUAAAAACCCAGAACCUCUGCAUGUGUUUGUGACAGGUGGUGCAGGGACGGGGAAAAGUCAUUUAAUUAGGGCUAUUCAGUAUGAGGCAGGGAGGUUGUUGUCCACACUUUGUGAUCAACCAGACGAUAUUUGUGUUUUGUUAACCGCACCUACAGGCAUAGCUGCAUACAAUUUAAAUGCAGCAACAAUUCAUCACACAUUCAGUAUUGGCACACAUGCCAGUUUGCCUUACAUCCCUUUGGGUGAGGACAAACUAAACUCUUUGAGAGCCAAAUUUAGUCACCUCCAAAUUGUAAUCAUAGAUGAAAUCAGUAUGGUUGAUCACAAUCUGUUGGCAUAUGUUCAUGGUAGGUUAAGGCAGGUGAAGCAGACGGGCGACUUUUCCCCAUUUGGUAAUGUCAGUGUGAUAGCUGUUGGAGACUUCUAUCAGUUGCCUCCCGUUAAAGGGAAGCCUCUGUAUAGCUGUCCGCUUGGUGUGGACCUGUGGUGUGGUUUUAGUAUAGUGGAGUUGACAACCAUAGUUAGGCAGAAGGAUAGUGUGUUUGCAGCGUUGCUGAACAGGUUGAGAGUGCGUUCAAAGGCCACCCCCAUGUUAGCUAGUGAUGUUGAAAUAUUAAAGGCUUGCGAGACAGGGGAAGAGAGCUCUGCUUUGCAUAUUUUUCCAACCAAUAUGCAAGUAAGUGAGCAUAAUUUUAUGCAGUUGAUUACCAUGUGUCCAGAUUAUGUUGAGAUAGAAGCCAAAGAUUUCAAACAUAACAGGAAAACAGGCCAAUUGGAAUGUACAGCAGGGCAUCAUAGUAAUGCGGACACAUGUUUACCGGAUAGGUUGUGUUUGGCAAGGAACGCACGUGUUAUGUUAUGUAAGAACGUAGAUGUUGAGGACGGUCUGGUCAAUGGCGCAUGUGGCACGGUAACUCAUAUCGAUUUUGGUGAUGAUGAGAAGUUUCCUAAAACAGUUUAUGUCAGAUUUGAUGAUGAGAAAAUUGGCUCACAGAGGAGGAAAACACGUGCACAUGCGGCAGUAGAAUGCAGGUAUUCUACUGCUAUUGAUCCCGAGGAGGACAGGGCAACUAAAGCAGGUGGUCUGCGAUUUCAGUUUCCUCUUAGGCUAGCGUGGGCGUGUACAGUGCAUAAAGUGCAGGGAUUAACGGUAGAUGAGGCUGUAGUGUCUUUGAAGAAGGUGUUUGCACCUGGGCAGGCGUAUGUAGCUUUGAGUCGUGUUAGGGCUUUGUCUGGACUGAUCAUCAGGGAUUUUAAAGAGAAGGCCAUUUACUGCAAGGAUGCCAUAAAGGAGGCCUUAGACAGCAUGCCCCCAUUUUUAAUUGAGCAGCCUAAACCUUCAUUAAGUGCACAAAGUUUCUCUGUGUAUUUAAUGAACGUUCAAAAUUUAAGUCGCCACCUGGCAGAUUUGGUGUCUUGCACACAGCAUUUACAGCCUAACUGUAUUGCUGUCACAGAAACGUGGCUCACUGCACAGUCCUCGUUAGACAGUGUCCAAAUUGAUGGAUAUGCUUUCCACAGUCGUCCGCGAGGUUUGUGUUACAGCAGCAGUAACCCCAAAUUGUUAGAGCUCCAGGAUCUAGAACAUGGUGGAGUUGGUUUGUACAGUGUAGGCAAUUUGGACUGUAGCAUCCUGCAGGCACCCGAUUUGAAUCUGGAGUGUUUGGUGUGCCUGUGUAGCAAAUUUAACAUUCUGAUGGCAGUAAUUUAUCGUCCACCAUGUUAUCCAAAGUCUUUAUUUAAACAAAAUCUGGGGAAAUUACUUGAUUGGUUGAAUCCAAUUAGUGACACAGUUGUAGUGAUGGGAGAUUUUAAUGAGAAUGUUUUGAAAAAAUCAUCAAUUUGUAAAUUCAUGGGGCAAAAAGGAUGUCAUCAGCAUGUAACACAGGAGACAACAGAAAAGGGGACAUUAAUUGAUCACGUUUAUGUUAAAACAGCACAGUAUGAUGUGGAAUGUGCAGUGAUGCCCACGUACUUCAGUGAUCAUGAAGGUAUUCUGUGUAGUUUUAGUGUGAGAGAUGAUCAGGGUGAGCUAGAGGACUUAGACAGGUUGUUUGAGGACUUUCAGGAUGUAGAGGUGGAUGCGUAGUGUUUAGAUGUGGAUUAGAUCAGGUUGGUUUGUGUAGCUUCAUGUGACUCAUACAAAGUCCCAGUGCAAAUGUAGGUAGUGGUGGUGUUAUUAUUGUUGUCAUUGUGUUUAUCUGUAGAGUUUUCAGAGGAAACUGACUUGUAGUUUGUUGUUGUGUUGAAAUUGUGUAGGUUUGCACGCACGUGAAGUUGUGUUAGUGUAGAGUCUGUCCCACUCCAUUGUGUGAAGAUUGUGUAUUGUAGGGAGAUUUGAGUGUAUUGUGUGGAAGUGUUUUUAGUAUGUUAUGAUUAUUGUGUAGAGAUUUUAGGUGAAACCAAUCAUGUAUUACAGGUGGAAUGAGUUCAGUGUUAGCUGUUGUGAAUAGUGUUAGUUAAUUAAUAUAAUCAUGGUUUUUACAGCUGUUAGUGAUUGUAGAUGUGUUGGUGUCUGUCUGCCACAUGUUGAUUGUUGGUCUCUGUUACGACUGUGAAUGUAUGUAUUUAUGCAUGUUAGAGUUUGUGGUUCUUUCAGUCCUGAUGUGUUCAUAUGCAACUGUUUCAGUCAUGAAAAUAUGAAAAGGUUAAUUUGACUCAAACAAAUACAUCAAUAGAAAAUAGACGGGCUUGAUGUUGCAUGUUUUCUGUAGCCCUCUAGUGUUCAAAAUUCUGAUCAGUAACUUAGAAAAGAUGCAACAGUACAAUUAUGAUGUUACAUAUGAACACAAGAGGAAAUGAUUGUAUUUAAUAAGUUAACAGUUAAUAUUAUGGUUGUUGUUAUUAUUUAUUUAUUUAUCAGUCAAUCAAUGUUAAUGAUAAAACCCAAUAUCACAAAUCACAAUUUGCCUCACAGGACUUUACAAGAUACGACAUCCCUCUGUCCUUGGGACCCUCACAGCUGAUCAUGAACCCCCCCCCCCCCCCCACACACACACACACACACACACACACACACACAAAAAAUGGUAGAAAGCUCAGGAAGAGCAACUGAGGAGGGAUCCCUCUUCCCAGACGGACAGACAGGCAGUGGAUGGCAUACAGAACACAUCAGCAUAAUAAACAGUAAUACGUAUGACACAAUGAGACAGAAAGAGAGAAAUACAGAGAGAGAGAGAGGUGCUGGAGAGACGGUAAUGACAGCAGCUUACAACAACAUUAAUCAUCUGGCAGGAGCACGGUAGCAACAGUAGCUUUUAAUACAGGAAGUGCAGUCAGUAGUUCAGAUAAGAAAUGCUCAUGUUUGUGUACAUGACUUUACAGCAACUCUGACCUUACAGCAAAUCUGUUCUGGCACCACAAGGCACAGACUCUUCAUUCUGCAUGUCUUAGCUGCCGAACAGGACACUUGUAAACCAAAAAUGUUGCUGCUGCUGCUGCUGCUGCUGCUGCUGUUGUUGUUGUUGUUGUUGUUGUUGUUGUUCCCACGAAUUCUCCUCCCCCUUGUGUCCCUCCAAUCUUAUGUUUUCUCUCUCCCUGUCCCUUUCAAACUUUGUAUAGGUCAUUGACACUGCUUAAAUGAAUUGAACAGUUGGUUGGUGGCGUUUCCUUUUUAACAGUAAUCUUUCUUCUCUCUGAGGUGGUUGAAAAUGCUGCUGUGAUGGAGCGUCCCAACCUCUGCAGUCCCCAAGUGAUAUUGAUGAGCAAGUGGAAUUUUGGGAAAAAAGUUCCACAUGUUUGUUUGUUUUUUGUGUGUGUGCAUGUUCUGCCCAAGAUGCACUGUAGUCUAUGUGAGGGGCAUGAUAAAAGUUCAAAAAGUAAUCCCAUGUCAAUUGUUGUUUGAGAGCAUGGACAGGAAGAGAAUGUAGGGCUGUUAAUUGAUCAUUUUUUUUCUACAUGAACUAUAAAGUGAAACAAUGAGUUAUGUAAAUGAAUGUCCUGACAUGUUUUGUUGCCAUAUUUGCAACCAAUGUAUUAACUAAAAUGUAACUGUGAUAUGUUGGCUAUGGAAACAAAAUGUCAUCUCCAAAGUAUCCACAUUCAAAUGAAAUACACUGUAAUGAUAAAUAAACUAUAUAAUGUUAA